Molecule: messenger RNA, 2358 nt
Organism: Vanessa tameamea
Lineage: Eukaryota; Metazoa; Arthropoda; Insecta; Lepidoptera; Nymphalidae
Product: mitogen-activated protein kinase 9
Exons: 8
Coding region: 305-2350 (681 amino acids)
Biological process (GO): peptidyl-threonine phosphorylation; peptidyl-serine phosphorylation
Molecular function (GO): ATP binding; protein serine/threonine kinase activity
Source: RefSeq, a predicted model, not a curated record
UACGUAGCACGAAAAUAACCGGCCGGGUGUCGCUGCGUGUGCGCCGCCAGUUGAAAUAUAAGCGCCGGUCGACCUACCCGCAAGUCUAGAAAUAUAACAAAACGUUUUUAACCGGAAUUCUAAUGUGGAAGUGCUAAUGAGUGAUAGUAUAUAGUGAUAUAAUUUAGCCCCUUUACUGCAAUGUGACACAUAUGUGAUAGUGUUGGAUGGACUCCAAAUAUAAGUGAACCAUUAAUUUAACAGUAACCAGGCAUUUUUCCUUUAGUAUUUGUUCAGAAAGAAUGACUCAUAUGAAAACUAAAAGAUGAAUAGUGGUACAAGGCGGGCUCUAACUGGCUCAAUACAUAAAAUUAGGGAAUUUGAAUUGGAAAAAGUUUGUUUGGUCGAAGAAUUUGAUAUACUGCAAAUAGUUGGUGAAGGAUGGUUUGGAAAAAUACUUUUAGUAGAACACAGAGCAUCUGAUACAGAAAUUGUUUUAAAGGCAUUGCCAAAACCUUAUGUAUCUAUACGAGAUUUUUACAGAGAAUUCCAUUACGGCUUACAUUUAAGUGCACACAAAAACAUCGUAACUACAUUCGAUGUUGCCUUUGAGACUGCUGGUUUUUAUGUUUUUUGUCAAGAAUAUGCACCUUUAGGUGACUUAACAUCAAAUAUGCUAGAUACUGGGAUAGGAGAAAUCCAUACAAAAAGAGUUGCAAAACAAUUAGCUGCAGCUUUGGAACAUUUACAUCAAAGAGAUCUUGUACAUCGUGACGUCAAAUUAGACAAUAUUCUUAUAUUUAAAUCGGACUUUUCUAGAAUAAAACUGUGUGAUUUCGGUGAAACGAGAAAAGCACAAUCUAUAGUUAGAAGAAGAAAUGAAUGGUUACCCUAUUCACCACCAGAAGUAUUAAAACUGUCAAUGGAUAGCACGUACAAAGCGCUAAUAAGUCACGAUAUUUGGCAAUUUGGCGUAGUUAUAUUUAUUUGCCUAACGGGUUGCUUGCCCUGGCAGAAAGCGGCCUUUGACGAUCCUAGAUAUUUAAGCUACUUCAACUGGUAUAAUAGCGCCAAUCCUCUAAAAAAACAACCUAAACUAUGGAAGAUGGUGUCUUCCAAAGCUCAAAAAAUGUUCAAGAAGUUUGUAGAGCCAAGAGUUGAAAAAAGAGCUUCCAAUUUUAUUGAACUGUCGCGAUAUAUUGAGGAUCGGUGGUUGGCAAAAGGAUACACAGAUCGUAUUGCUGGAGGAGAUAUUGAUGAGCUUUGUCCAUCAAUGUAUAGUUUUCACAGCGAUCCUAACGAAAAGAACAUAUUACUCAAACAUUUCAGGGAUAAUGGUAUUGAAACCGUAGUUGAUCGUCACGAGAAGAAGCAGAGGAUUCGAGAGUGGAUUCAAAACAGUGUCAUUGAAGAAGCUGAUGAAGAGGAAGAAAAUGAACCAGAACCUACACCUUAUGAUGAUAGUGAUGUUGAAUUAGAAGAUCGAUCACGACCCCAUCCAAUCGACGAAAGUCACAGAGUUACUCUACGUUUCGACACUGAAAAACACAUUAAUCCUAGAACAGGAGAAAUAAUUGAAGGAGUUAGUAGAACAACCGAAAAAAACCCUCUUUCUUAUGAUGUACAAAAUAUAGAACCUGUUGCACCUGCAAAUGUUGUUCGCAGAUAUGGCGUAAAGGAUGAAUCUUCAUCUCUCAGUUCGAACAAAGACAGUGCAUACGGAUCUAUGGAAACUACAAACAAAAAUACCAUAUCUCAUUCUGAUAACAAACAUACCUUACAAAUUGAUAGAGUUUCAAACUAUUCACCAAGUAGAUCAUUAAGCGCCAUUUCACUUCAACAAAAUACAACACCAUUAUCUUCUCACGCUCAAAGAUUCCAAAAAAGUGAGGAAGUAUUUUCUAAAGAAUUAGACAAUGCAAAAGGAAGUACAUCGACGCUUCAAUCUGUUGGAAAUUCAUCAAGAUCAAAUAGUAUCCAAGUGACACGAAAUAGCUCGCUUGAAAGUACAAACACAAUUGAUGUACCGCUUGAAAAUGAAAAUCCCAAUCCGUCAAAACCAAACCCUGUCGUUACUCAAAAUGGUUUCAGCCCAGGUCAUAAGGUUCAGGAACCAAAUAACACACAAUCACCACCUUCAUACGUAUCAAUGAAAAAUUCGGUAUACGAAAAUGUUAACGGACGCAGUGAAUUAACGAAAUAUAAAAGAAAUGAAAACAAUGUUGAAAAUAAUCAGUCAAUUGAUAGUCCAUACACUUCAAUGUUAAACAUUGUUCAAGGACAAAUAAAAAUAAGUCCACAUGCGAAAGAAAUUAAUAGAAACGUAGUUAAUGUGUCAGUGACACAAGUAAGUCGCAAUAAUAAACGAUAGUUUUUGCU